Miscanthus lutarioriparius is the source of this 423-nucleotide messenger RNA. Lineage: Eukaryota; Viridiplantae; Streptophyta; Magnoliopsida; Poales; Poaceae. The record is from the annotation of a GenBank genome assembly.
AUGGCGGUGGGCGUGGUGGGCGUCGAUUGCGCGGCGAGUAGGCGGCGCUGCGAGCGCGGCGAGCACGUCGCGGAGCAGUGGCGCGGCUGUGGGCGCGAGCAGCGAGGCGAUGUGGUGGAGCGAGGUGGUCUGCGCGGCAACCUAGGAGGCAUCUCCUUUAGAGUGGUUGGAGUGUUUUUGUUAGUUCCAAAAGGCUUGUUGCUGGAGACGCCUUCAUUUUCCUCAGGACUUGUUGGUAAAGUGGACUUCACUGUCAGGCACCUAUUUUCAUCAGUCCAGAUAUUUCCAAACUCAUUCUCUGGAUUCUCAAGUGGCCAGCCUUCAAUUAGUCCUUUGACUCGUAAGUGUGUGGCUUCUACUGCACCGGCUAACUCAGUGUUGAAGUCGCUUGUUCUUCUUGUUGCAACAAUGUUCUUUUCAUAG